This is a messenger RNA of Pelodiscus sinensis (Chinese soft-shelled turtle), 954 nucleotides long. Its product is annotated as olfactory receptor 52R1-like. The record is from RefSeq and is a predicted model, not a curated record. Gene Ontology annotation, biological process: G protein-coupled receptor signaling pathway. Gene Ontology annotation, cellular component: plasma membrane. Lineage: Eukaryota; Metazoa; Chordata; Testudines; Trionychidae. Gene Ontology annotation, molecular function: olfactory receptor activity; G protein-coupled receptor activity.
AUGUCAGAUUCCAACACAACCGACUUCACCAACCCCUCCACCUUCAUCCUGCUGGGCAUUCCCGGCCUGGAGACGGCCCAAGCCAUCGCCCUCUUGGGGAACAUCACCAUCCUCUUCAUUGUGAAGACAGAGUCAAGCCUCCACCAGCCCAUGUACUAUUUCCUCUGCAUGCUGGCCAUCACCGACCUGGUCCUGUCCACAUCCACACUUCCCAAAAUGCUGAGCAUCUUCUGGUUCAAUUCCAGAGAGAUCGAUUUCAGUGCCUGCCUCACCCAGCUGUACUUCCUUCACUGUUUCUCAGUGAUGGAGUCUGGUAUCUUCGUAGCCAUGGCGUUGGAUCGCUACGUGGCCAUCUGCCACCCCCUGAGACAUUCCACCAUCCUGACGAACCAUGUUGUGGUCAAGCUCGGUCUGGCUGUAUUGCUGCGCGGUGGCCUGCUCCUACUGCCCUAUCCCUUUCUGGCGAGGCAGUGGCCAUAUUGCAGAACCAACAUCAUCCCCCACACAUACUGCGAGCACAUGGCCGUGGUGAAGCUGGCCUGUGCCGACAUCCGUGUCAGUAGUUACUACGGACUCUUUCUGGCGUUCUUUUUGACCUGCCUGGAUGUGUCUUUUAUCGCUGUGUCCUACACCCAGAUUCUCAGGGCCAUCUUCUGCCUCCCCACCCAGGAUGCCCGGCUCAAGACUUUUGGGACUUGCAGCUCCCACCUGUGUGUCAUUUCAGUCUCUUACAUUCCAGCUCUGUUCUCCUUCCUCACACACCGGUUUGGACAGAAUGUGCCUCUUCAUUUCCAUGUUCUCAUUGCCAACGUGUACCUCCUGGUGCCCCCCAUGCUCAACCCCAUCAUCUAUGGGGUGCGCACCAGACAGAUCCGGGACAGGCUGCUCCAGCUUGUUACUCACAAAGGGAAUGAGGUGUUCUGCCUUCGUUCUGGUUUUCAAACCAAGCUCUAG